Molecule: messenger RNA, 1419 nt
Organism: Penicillium vulpinum
Lineage: Eukaryota; Fungi; Ascomycota; Eurotiomycetes; Eurotiales; Aspergillaceae
Product: ammonium permease MEP2
Exons: 6
Coding region: 1-1419 (472 amino acids)
Biological process (GO): ammonium transmembrane transport
Cellular component (GO): plasma membrane
Molecular function (GO): ammonium channel activity
Source: RefSeq, a predicted model, not a curated record
AUGGACACGGCAUCAUAUUAUCCGCCUGUGUACAAUAGCACCACCAUGGUGGAUGUUACGGAUUGGAACAUCUUCUACACUUCUGGUGAUAUAUCAUGGGUUAUCACAUCGACAGCCCUAGUUUUGCUUAUGAUUCCUGGAGUUGGAUUCUUCUACUCCGGUCUAGCUCGUCGAAAGUCGGCACUCUCAUUGAUAUGGCUCUCGAUUAUGUCGGUCGGUGUGGUAUCAUUCCAGUGGUUCUUCUGGGGUUAUUCGCUCGCUUUCUCCCACACAGCCGGCAGCUACAUUGGCAACCUCGAUAACUUCGGAUUUAAGGGUGUUCUCGGUGCGCCAUCUGUGGGAAGUACCAAGGUUCCCGAUCUGCUGUUCGCUAUCUUCCAGGGCAUGUUCGCCGCUAUUACUGUUGCCCUCGCUGUCGGUGCAGUUGCUGAGCGUGGCCGCAUGCUUCCAUGCAUCGUCUUCAUGUUCAUCUGGACCACUAUCAUCUACGAUCCCAUCGCCUGUUGGACAUGGAACUCGUCCGGCUGGGUUUUCAAACUCGGAGGUCUCGACUUUGCCGGUGGUACCCCAGUCCACAUUGCCUCUGGAUCUGCUGCUCUCGCUUACUCCCUGAUGCUGGGUAAGCGUCGCGGCCACGGCACCCACGAGCUUAACUACCGCCCUCACAAUGUAACCCACGUUGUCAUUGGCACCGUCUUCCUAUGGGUUGGCUGGUUCGGAUUCAACGCUGGCUCUGCCCUGGCAGCCAAUCUCCGUGCCGUUAUGGCCGCCGUUGUCACCAACAUUGCUGCCUCCGUUGGAGGUGUGACCUGGUGUUUGAUGGAUUACAGACUUGAGCGCAAGUGGUCAACCGUUGGCUUCUGCUCAGGUGUUAUUGCCGGCCUUGUUGCCAUUACCCCCGGCUCUGGAUUUGUCGCUCCCUGGGCCGCUUUCAUCUUUGGGCUCGUAGGUGCUAUUGCAUGCAACUAUGCUACUAAGCUCAAGUUCCUUAUUGGUGUUGAUGAUGCGCUCGACAUCUUUGCUGUCCACGGUAUCGGUGGUAUUGUUGGAAAUCUCCUGACUGGUCUCUUCGCUUCUAAAUCCAUUGUGGCACUUGACGGUGCCUCUAGUAUCGAUGGUGGCUGGAUCCACCAGAACUAUAUCCAGCUGGGAUACCAGCUUGCCGACUCCGUCACUGGAAUGGCUUACGCCUUCGUCGGAACAUGCAUCAUCCUCUUCAUUAUGAACCUCAUUCCCGGUCUCAGCUUGCGCGCACCCGAGGAAGAUGAGAUCAUGGGUAUUGACGACGCCGAAAUUGGCGAGUUUGCCUAUGAUUACGUUGAGGUCACUCGUGACAUUGUCAACGGCGUGGAAAGCUCAGAGACUGCCUCUAAGCGCACUGCCACUCCCGUCGGCGAUGUUAUUGAGACCAAGGCUUAG